Molecule: messenger RNA, 303 nt
Organism: Aspergillus costaricaensis CBS 115574
Lineage: Eukaryota; Fungi; Ascomycota; Eurotiomycetes; Eurotiales; Aspergillaceae
Exons: 2
Coding region: 1-303 (100 amino acids)
Source: RefSeq, a predicted model, not a curated record
AUGAAGCAGAUGAACUUCGACGAGAAGUUGGAGGCGUUGUCGCGGAAGCCACAGAGCCACAUUACACAGGAGGAUGCUCGAGAACUUCACACGGCAGAGGGUCGCGCCUUUAACAAGCCACCUGGCCCUGGGUCCGUCUCCGCGCGAGUUCGAUCGAUAGCAGACCGUAACGAGGCCCUUGGGGUCCCUGCUAUACCGGGAGAGGCUUCUGUGUACAUUACAAAGGAUGAUGCGAGAGAGGCUCAGCAUGCUGAAUCGACAAUAUAUGGCGAACAAAAUACACGCGGUGGGAUUGCGGCAUAG